AUGGUUGCACAUUUAUGGACAAGAGAGAAAAACGAGCAGUUCAAAGAAUUAUUGCAGCUUCACUCUGCGACUUCACGCUCUCGGUUUCAUAAUAUCGCCGCGUAUAUACAGAAACCGGUUGUUGAGGUUAUGGAGCAUUACCAAGAAUUGGUCGAUGACAUUUUAGAGAUGGGGUCGACUCUAUUCGAUUUGCCUGAUAAUAUGACAGAGUCAAUGGCUCAGAAUCUGUACCAGAUGCAGAAAACUGUAUGGAGCAGAGACGAACACGAAUGGUUUCUGAUCGGGUUAAAAAGGUUUGGGAAAGAUUAUGGGAAAAUAGCGGUCUUAUUGGUUUCCAAGAACCCAAUGCAAAUUGCGAUCUAUUCUCAUAACUAUUACCAAUGGAAUAACUCAAGGAAGGUUAUGAAGAAACGAGAGGGAGCCAAUGACAUAACUAUGGUGGACACCAAUGAGGACUCGAUCAAACAAGAGAGCCUCGUUCAUCAGCAGCCGGAGCCACAACAAGAGCUAAAUGAGCUGGAGAUCGGUCAUGCUAAGUUUCCGACUCCAAGUCAUAUCUUCCAUGAUGACCAUGACCCCAUUGACAAUAAAAGAAUAAAACUUUUUUUUUGA
This is a messenger RNA of Microthlaspi erraticum, 612 nucleotides long. Lineage: Eukaryota; Viridiplantae; Streptophyta; Magnoliopsida; Brassicales; Brassicaceae. The record is from the annotation of a GenBank genome assembly.